UAGCUAAUGUUACCCCACUGAAUUAAUUAAUUCAUCAGUUCUUGUUCUUCCAUUGUUUUCAUCGAACAUCCAAAACACUCUCUCUCAUCCUCAUACCCAGUCUCAAACUGUUCAGUUCAAGUCAUGGCUUCCUCUUUGGCUUCAACAUCACCUUCUCCUUCUCCCUCUCCCUCUCCCUCCACCACCAAACCCGCCACCAAUUUUCGCGUCUCUCAUUCCUCCAACUCCAACCUUUCUUUCCGCCUCUCUCCUAAACCCAACACCCUCCGCUUUUUCACCAAGGGAUGCCCACCUAGUCAUGUGGUAUUGUGCCCCAGGGUUAAGGCCCAGUUAAAUGAGGUUGCCCAUGAUGGUUCCUCCAAUGCUGCACCUACUAACAAAUCCGACUCGGACGUGGAACCACCAAACAAACCUUCACCCGAACCAUCUUCUUCGGUCUUUGCAACUCAAGAAUCAAUUUCUGAUUUUCUUACUCAAGUUGCAAGUCUUGUCAAGCUUGUUGAUUCAAGAGACAUUGUAGAGUUGACAUUGAAGCAACUAGAUUGUGAAGUAACAAUCAGGAAAAGGGAGGCUAUGCCGCAACUGCAGUCUGCUCUUCAGCCUGCAGUGUUCUAUUCACCCCCUUCACCAACGAUGCCACCUGUCGCGACAGCAUCUAAUCCAGCACCUGCUGUAGCCGCUUCUACCCCUUCGCCAUCGACUUCUCUUGCAAUCAAGUCAGCUAAAUCAUCACAUCCACCUCUUAAAUCCCCCAUGGCAGGAACAUUCUACCGAAGUCCUGCACCGGGUGAACCUGCAUUUGUGAAGGUUGGAGACAAAGUAAAGAAAGGGCAAGUCUUGUGUAUCAUCGAGGCAAUGAAAUUGAUGAAUGAAAUAGAGGCUGACCAGUCAGGAACUGUAGUCGACGUCAUUGCAGAGGACGGCAAGUCUGUAAGCGUUGACACUCCCCUAUUUGUGAUUGAACCGUAGAGCUGAAGAGUACUCAAGGAGGUGGAUGAUAGUAUGCAGUUCUUGGUAAUUGAAAAGUGUGAAGUGUAGGAAGAUUUUGUUCUGAAUUGGGAUGGUACAGCUGAGAAGAGUUACUUACUUCUUUUUUUCUUCCUUAUUUUUCACUUCUACAUGAUUGGAAUGUUUUAGUGAAUUUUCUUUUGGUUUCAACUUUCAAGGAAGUUGAUGUGUGUGAUAUUUAUUUCAUGUCUUCUGUUUUUCCUUUUAAUUUUUGAAGGUCUAGGGGAGCAUUUGUCCUUAUUUUGUUCAUUGUUUUUUUGUUAUCCUGGUUUUUGUUGGUGAUAUCAUUUCUUUCAAGUUUUUAUAAAGAUUCCUUAAUUUAAGGUAGAAA
Lotus japonicus is the source of this 1339-nucleotide messenger RNA. RefSeq names its product biotin carboxyl carrier protein of acetyl-CoA carboxylase, chloroplastic. The record is from RefSeq and is a predicted model, not a curated record. Gene Ontology annotation, biological process: fatty acid biosynthetic process. Gene Ontology annotation, molecular function: acetyl-CoA carboxylase activity. Bases 124 to 969 code for a protein of 281 amino acids. Gene Ontology annotation, cellular component: acetyl-CoA carboxylase complex. Lineage: Eukaryota; Viridiplantae; Streptophyta; Magnoliopsida; Fabales; Fabaceae. The transcript is spliced from 7 exons.